AUGACUCUUCUCCUCCUCAUCCUAGCAGCAGUCUUCGCGUGCCUCGGCCGCGCAGGGGAGUUCCCCGAGAUCUCGCGCGAGGUCCUCCUAGGCGACCAGUCGGGAUACUGGGCCUCGGCGCGGCAUUUCGACAUACUCGCCGAGCCACAGGUGCGCGAGUACACCUUUGACCUGUCGGUCGCGUACGCGCCGGUCGGCGGGCUGGUCAAACGUACUCUCCUCGUCAACGGCAUAUCUCCAGGUCCCCUCAUCGAGGCCAAUGUCGGUGACAACAUUGUCGUCCAUGUCCAAAACAGCAUGCCGAACACCACUGCCAUGCACUGGCACGGCCUGCGUCAGGUCAACACCAACUUUAUGGACGGCGCGGCCGGAUUCACCCAAUGUGCCAUUCCCCCAGGAGGUACCUUUACGUAUAGCUUCACCGUUGUGGACUCGGGCACGUACUGGUGGCACUCACACGUCGAGCUGCAGUACUCGGACGGCCUGUUUGGUGGGUUCAUCGCGCACGCCAAGGAUGACGGUGCCAAGAUGCCGCCAUAUGAUGACGACCUCCUCCUCCUCAUUGGAGACCUGUAUAACACGCCCACGAACGCGCUUAGCUGGCGUUUCUUCAACGGCCUCUUCCGGCCGUACGCACUCACCGAGCCAAUGCCAGACGGCGGGCACAUCAAUGGCGUGAGCCAGGCGCGCUGUGCUUACGUCCCCACCAACGCCGAUCCGCCCCCUCCCGACCCAAACCAGCCCCCACCCCCACCCCCUCUCAUCCCCCUCCCGCCACCGGACCCGAACCGCCCCAUCUUCAACGCCACCAACGAGUGCGGCAACUACCCGACAACGUAUUGGAACGUCACUGCCGAGACUGACAAGACGUAUCGCCUCCGCCUGGUCAACGUCGGUACACACAACGACAUGAUCUUCAGCAUCGACGACCACGACCUCACCGUCAUCGAGAUCGACGCCACCCCUGUCGAGCCGUACCCGACCAAACGCGUGCGCCUCGCUGUCGGGCAGCGCGCAUCGGUCCUCAUCCACACGGAUAAGCCAGGCGCCCACUGGAUCCGCAGCGUGCUCGGCCUCAACCAGAUGACCUACGUUGGUCCCGAUGUGUCGAACACGACCCUCGCGGUGCUUCGCUAUGGUUGUGGACCGACUGAUAUGCCCUCCAUCUCCGCCGAUGAGGCCGCCAUGACAACCGGAGGCUUUGCGUACGGUGUCGGCGGCUCUGUCCAGCCCGGAGACCCCAACGAGCCGAGCUGGUCAGACAAGGCGCCGACCGUUGGCCCUUUGACGGUCUUCAAACCUGUCGGGGCACCUCCCGCACCACCAUCCACACAGACAGUAUACACUGAGCUCGGUGUCAGUAUCAUGCCGCAGGGCCCGCGCAUUACAUUCAACAACAAGUCGUGGACGCCGAUGGAGGGGGCGAGCGCCGCCAUCUUCAUGGUUCAAGAAGGCCAGGAGAUUGGCAACGACGCAGGCGACCACCGCGGCACACAGUUCAAUGUGGUCAACACGGACCCCACCGCUGUCAUCGACCUCAUCAUUCAGACUCCCUUCGGCGCAGCCCACCCCUUCCACCUCCACGGGCACAACAUGUGGGUCCUGGCACAGGGCAUGGGCAAGUUUAACGGCACAACCAACCUCCUCCCAACCGACGGCGCCAUGUAUCGCGACGUGGUGGUUGUGCCCGCGAGCAAGACUGGCGCGCACCUCGUGUUGCGGAUCAAGGCGGACAAUCCCGGCGUGUGGCCGUUCCACUGCCACAUGCAGUGGCAUAUGAUGUUUGGCCUUCUGUUUACUCUUGAGAGCCUUCCGGAUCAGAUUAAGACAAUGGACAUUCCGGGCCGCGAGUUGUGUCAGAUGGGUUCCUAG
Cutaneotrichosporon cavernicola is the source of this 1872-nucleotide messenger RNA. RefSeq lists its product as uncharacterized. The record is from RefSeq and is a predicted model, not a curated record. Bases 1 to 1872 code for a protein of 623 amino acids. Gene Ontology annotation, molecular function: oxidoreductase activity; copper ion binding. The transcript has a single exon. Lineage: Eukaryota; Fungi; Basidiomycota; Tremellomycetes; Trichosporonales; Trichosporonaceae.